AUCUUUGCAAACUUUGUUUUUGGAUUUUGAGUUUACUGUGCUCUGGCAGCAAUUCCCCAUGUCGGAAACGGCUCCUACAGAGACGGCCGCGCCAGCGCCGGUGGAGAAAUCCCCUGCCAAGAAGAAGGCAACUAAGAAGCCGGCGGCUGGGGGCGCGGCCAAACGUAAGGCAUCUGGGCCUCCGGUGUCUGAGCUCAUCACUAAAGCUGUGGCUGCUUCCAAGGAGCGCAACGGUCUUUCUCUAGCCGCGCUCAAGAAGUCGCUGGUGGCCGCGGGCUACGAUGUGGACAAGAACAACAGCCGAAUCAAGCUGGGUCUCAAAAGCCUGGUGAGCAAGGGCACCCUGGUGCAGACCAAGGGCACCGGUGCGUCGGGCUCCUUUAAGCUGAACAAGAAGGCGGUGUCCGGGGAAGCCAAGCCCAAAGCCAAGAAAGCGGGCGCGGCUAAGCCCAGGAAGCCAGCAGGGUCCACCCCCAAGAAGCCUAAGAAGAGUACCGGUGCCAAGAAAGCCGUGAAGAAGACCCCUAAGAAGGCGAAGAAGCCCGUGUCCACCAGUGUCAAGAAGGUGGCAAAGAGCCCCAAGAAGGCCAAGGCUGUCGCAAAGCCCAAGAAGACGGCCAAAGGUCCGGCCAAGCCCAAGGCUAUGAAGCCUAAGGCAGCUAAGCCCAAAGCCACCAAACCCAAACCAGCCAAGCCCAAAGCUGCGAAAGCCAAGAAGUCGGCUCCAAAAAAGAAGUAGGAAGGAAGCUCGCCUUUCUAAAGGCUACAAAACCCAAAGGCUCUU
Molossus molossus (Pallas's mastiff bat) is the source of this 784-nucleotide messenger RNA. It is a transcript of the gene H1-5, whose product is annotated as H1.5 linker histone, cluster member. Gene Ontology annotation, cellular component: nucleosome. Gene Ontology annotation, biological process: nucleosome assembly. Bases 59 to 739 code for a protein of 226 amino acids. The transcript has a single exon. Lineage: Eukaryota; Metazoa; Chordata; Mammalia; Chiroptera; Molossidae. Gene Ontology annotation, molecular function: structural constituent of chromatin; DNA binding. The record is from RefSeq and is a predicted model, not a curated record.